UUCUUCCCAAGGAGUGAUGAGUAAAGAGCGGGCAUUACUUUUUUUUGAAAGGAACGUUACAUAUUCUUGAGUAACGAGUCCGACGCUGACGAGCGGUGGUGCGUCUUGGAGAGGGCAGGGACGCCGGAGACGCGCAACGGCAGCAGCAGCGCAGUCUGUUUGGAGCCACCGGUUGAGAUCAUUCAACACUCCGAGCACUGACUGUCUGAGCGGAUUGUGGGAUACAAAUCGACGACCUCCCCCUACCCAGAAUCUCCCUUAACAAACGAUGGACAUCCUCCUAGGCCCCCUAAAUAGCCACGAAAGCGUCGGAUGAGUGAAAUCGGAGAUGCUGCGCACCACGGCCAAAAUCCUGGAGCUUUUUUGAACUGGACUGUGGGUGUGUGCGCGUCGGGCUCGCCGUUACCUCCGGACUGCACUCGCCAACUUCCCCCGCUUUCCAUCAAGUCAUGUCUGAUACAGAGCGAUGGGCAAGUUUGACGACAACGAGAGGAUAAUCCUCAACGUCGGGGGCACCAGACACGAAACCUACAAAACCACCCUGAAGACCCUGCCGGGGACGCGACUGGCCCUGCUCGCCUCCGACUCGGACAUCGACUCGGUGCUGGAUCAGCUGCAACAAGUCCCCGGCUUCAUCGAGUACAACGCGCGGACCAACGAGUACUUCUUCGACCGCCACCCGGGCGUCUUCGCCUACGUGCUCAACUACUACCGCACCGGGAAACUCCACUGCCCGGCGGAUGUGUGCGGACCGCUGUUCGAGGAGGAGCUCUCCUUCUGGGGCAUCGAUGAGACGGACGUGGAGCCCUGCUGCUGGAUGACAUACCGGCAGCACCGGGACGCGGAGGAGGCUCUGGACGUGUUCGAGCUCAACGUGGACAACGGGGACGAGGACGACGAGAUAGGGAAGAGGCUCGGCAUUGAGGAUGUGGCUGCCGACGGUAAUGUCAGCCUGUGGAGGAAGUGGCAGCCGGUGAUCUGGAAUCUAUUCGAGGAUCCCUACUCCUCCAGGGCUGCGAGGUUUAUUGCGUUUGCAUCGUUGUUCUUCAUCCUGGUCUCCAUCACCACCUUCUGCCUGGAGACUCAUGAGGCUUUCAACACCAUCAUCAACAAGACUGAGCUGAUGCGGAAUAGCAGUGUGCCGGACUCUGGCCCGCAGUAUGAGAUUGAAACUGACCCUGCGCUCACCUAUGUGGAGGGCGUUUGUGUCUUCUGGUUCACCAUCGAGUUCCUGGUGCGUGUCACGUUCUGCCCGGUCAAGUUGGAGUUUGUUAAGAGUGUUCUCAACAUCAUCGACUUCGUGGCUAUCUUGCCUUUCUACUUGGAGGUAGGGCUAAGUGGCCUUUCUUCGAAGGCUGCCAAGGAUGUGUUGGGUUUCCUGAGGGUGGUGCGCUUUGUUCGCAUCCUGCGUAUCUUCAAGCUAACACGUCAUUUUGUGGGGCUAAGGGUGUUGGGCCACACAUUACGGGCCAGCACCAAUGAAUUCCUGCUGCUCAUCAUCUUCCUGGCGUUGGGAGUCUUAAUUUUUGCAACCAUGAUCUACUACGCCGAACGAAUCGGCGCUAGGCCCAAUGACCCCACUGCUAGCCUCCACACCAAGUUCAAGAACAUCCCCAUUGGCUUCUGGUGGGCCGUGGUAACCAUGACAACACUGGGCUAUGGCGACAUGUAUCCAGAGACCUGGUCAGGCAUGGUUGUGGGUGCAUUGUGCGCCUUGGCUGGUGUGCUGACGAUAGCCAUGCCUGUGCCCGUUAUCGUCAAUAACUUUGGGAUGUACUACUCCCUGGCAAUGGCCAAGCAGAAACUGCCCAAGAAGAGGAAGAAACACAUCCCUCAGGUGGUGCAGGGAGGGUCCCCUACCUACUGCAAAGCUGAUCUCAACACCACCUGCAACAGCACUCAAGGCGACCUUUGCCACGUCAAAGGGAGCAGGGUACUAGAACGCAACCGCUCAGUGCUAUCAGCAGACUGCAGCGGGGGCAGUGACCUGACCAUGUCUCCAGAGGAGAGGGUCCCCAUGCGAAGGUCCAGCACCCGGGAACAGGACCGCCGGAGCGGGGGGACGUGCUUCCUGCUUGCUGCUAGUGACUACACUUGCUCUGCGGAUGGAGGGCUAAGAAAAACAGGCUAUGAGAAAUCCCGGAGCUUAAACAACAUAGCGGGCAUGGCCGGUAACGCCCUGAGAUUGUCUCCUGUAACCUCGCCCUAUGGAUCGCCCUGCCCGCUGCGGCGCUCUCGCUCCCCUAUCCCCUCCAUCCUGUGAGACGUCCAGCCUUGGGCCACUUUGGCCCAGAGCACCCCACAUUCUUACCCCCAAACAAACCUCCCUUUGGUAUUAUAUCUGAACUCUGUUCUAGAUAUUGUGACUAGUGGAUAAUUACUUAACUUUGUAGCUAAGACUAAUGUUGUGGCUUGGGCAACCUGAGCAACUUCCCCUUUUUCCUUGAAGGUACAUGUGCUUAGCUUACAUCCUUAAGUAACUAGUGAGUUCUCCUGUGUCACUUGGAGCUCCCUUUAGUUCAAUAUUGUCGUACUUUGAGACUUGCAAUAAAAGAACUCUGGUGGCUUCAGAAGUAGCAGCCAUAACAUUUAAUAAAAGACAAAUUAAUAAUCAGGGAUAUUAGAUGUUGAUAUAUUUAGAUACCUUGAAAAAGAUGUGCUUCCAAAAAAAAGAAAAAAAAGAGAUGUCACUUAAUUUUAACCUCAUACAACUGUGACUUUGUCUUUUGUUUGCUACUUUAUUUUUUGGGAUGGAGGCGGGAGGGAUGGGCAACAGGACGGAGGAUUUUGUCUUUCAGGACUGUGUUUCGACUCACACAAGCACAUGUACAGUCUGUCAGUCUUCACCUGCUGCCGGGUCCACUCAUGUUUUUGCAUGGAUCAUCCUGUAACCAUCGUCUGCAAGCAAUGUGGCGAGGGGAGAAGGGACGAGGCAGACAGAGAGGAGUGCUUAAGGAAAUAUAUAGUAUUUUUAAUUUAAUGUUAUUAUGUUGGGGUUUAGGGGGCUACACUCGACUUGUAUUGUGUCUUAUUUUGCCAUUGGCUUCACCAACAAUCCACCCAGGAGACUGAAAACACAGAAUGCCAGUCAGGUGUUCGAUUAUCUCUGCAUGUAUGCUGCUAUUUUUUCCCGAUUAACUUUCUCCCCACUUCCUUUAUGUUUUUUUCUUUGAUGGAGUGCCACCAAAGUGCUGUUGUGUCUCUGGUUGUUUACUCACAGAUAACUGCAAAGAGGUUGUCUUUACUGGUUUCACACAAGCAGAGAGCAGCGUUCUAUCUUAAUGGCAUGGGGGGAAGGCACCGCCAUGGUGGAAAGGUAACCUUCUGAGCAAGCAUGAGGGUCACAUUGCAGUGCAUCACCCUCUCACCCUUUUUGGUCAUGAGUUAAAAUUUGUGUUAUUGUGUAUGUGUGUACUAAAAGGGGGGUUAUUCAAUGAUGCUAUUCCAUAAUACCUGUAUGUGAUUGCAGAGACAACAUGCACUCUUGAUGGCGCCAUUAAAGGUGCUGCUUGUAGCAUUUUAAUCAGUGGAUAAUCACCACAUUAAUACUGAGUAUAACAAAACAAAAUGUAAACAAAUGAUAUCAUCACUGCGGAGAAAAACUGCAUUUUGCAUCAUGUGCCACCAGAUUUGGUUGGAAAUUUGCAUGAUUUACACAUUUGUUUGUUGUUUGCAACUUUUUCCACUUCUGCUCUUUUACUGCACAGUUCACACUUCAUCACAGCCAUCACCAAGGGCUACUAACUGCUCUCAAAUCCCCGAACCAGACGGACGAGCCUGAAGUCCUCAUAUCAAAUCAUUCAAACCGAAGCAGCCUUUGCUUUGUCAUUUCAGUCAUUCAUGUUUAUUUCCUGACAGACAUAAAUUGCCUCUGUGCACCAACAGGUGUGGGACAGCAGACAUAACCAUGCAGCGAUGUGCCUCAACCAUCCCUAUGUCUAUACCAGUAGCAAAGGGUUGCUUAGCAACUGGCUCACAGCUAGAUGAAUCUUACACAUAGCUCGGCAAAAAGUCAAACAACUAAAAAAGAAGAGCUCUCGCAAACAUUUCUCUUUGUCUGUACUCCAAAUUAUUGAAUCACCCCCACUUACAGCACUGCAAUAUACAAUAGAGCUUUUCUAAAUCUGCAUAUAUGCUGAAGGAGCACCAUAGAUUUGUACUACGUUCUCAUUUUCUGUGCUUAUAUUGAAAAUAGCUGUGACUGUGCAUGGCAAGUUCUUCUGAAAUGAUGCUCAACAAAGACAGAUUAUGCAUUUCUGAUAUUUAGAGAUGUGUUUAUAUUUUAUUUAGACAGUUCUUUUCCUAUUUGAAUGACGGUGGGAUAAGUCAUCAGUAUGAGGACCUAUUGCAGUGGGCCACUCCUGCAGGACAAUAUGGACGAGGAGGCACGCAAAAAAAACCCCAAUGACUGACAGCCAGCCAGCCAGUGGCUCAGCGAGCAGGAAACUUAAUGAUCAAGAGGAAAUCCUGGGAGGACUUUGACAAGCAUUUACAUUUUCCUGGUUUCUCUUUUUGCUUUUCUGUGGAGAGAAAAAAAAGGGAGAGCAAAGCAAACUGGACACGUCCUUAAAAGAGACUAUCUACUGUAUAGAUAUUGCUCCUGUAAAUAAGACAACAACAUAGCACAUCUGGGCCACGCGGCUCUGUCCACACAUCUGUCUUUUGAUGGCGAGUCAGGUAACAAGGUGGUUGGUUGCUAAGUUGCGCCGUGACACUCAAUCACUUUUCUUGCUGUGGUAUCCCUCCUCGCAAUAAGUGUAUUAAGAUGUAUCAGUUGAGGCACUUUGUGUUCUAAAAAUGGAGUGUAUUCAUAUAUGAAAUUCUACAUACAGUAUAUACAGUAUAGAGAGACAAACGUGCUAAGUUGAAUAAAUGUGACAUUAUGGUCAUCUCUGCUUUUGUUUCCCUUGGUAAUUUUCAGUAGGUUAAUUGCUCUGCUGUGUGUUAAUGUGUGUGUGUGUAUCCUAAAGCUCCAGGGUAAGAUCUGCAGUUUGAAAGGCCAGGUCAGCAGAUACCGAUGAGUGGACUUGCUGUCACUCAUCCAGUUAGUUUUAGCACAAACGUGAACGAGACAGAGUUCCCCUGUGAUGCAGUCGCCUUUGUAGAAGUCCCCCCCCCCC
Molecule: messenger RNA, 5120 nt
Organism: Morone saxatilis (striped sea-bass)
Lineage: Eukaryota; Metazoa; Chordata; Actinopteri; Moronidae
Gene: kcnc2
Product: potassium voltage-gated channel, Shaw-related subfamily, member 2
Biological process (GO): potassium ion transmembrane transport; protein homooligomerization
Cellular component (GO): neuronal cell body membrane; dendrite membrane; voltage-gated potassium channel complex
Molecular function (GO): delayed rectifier potassium channel activity; protein binding
Source: RefSeq, a predicted model, not a curated record